AUGUUCUUUUCUUUUAACCAUGCUUCUGUUGCAGUCUACUGCGACUUCAACUCUGUGGAAAAUGCGAUCCUAACACGAAUCGGACACGACUUCGAGAGUGCCUUCGACAUCACAGACUUUGCCCGGGAAGGACGGUUUGCUCGCGACAUCAACUACGAUUAUUCGGCAACGAUCUCGAAAACGGCUCUCUUAGUCGAUGGCGAGGACGCUUGCAGGCAAAGAAUCGACUUCAGCUGCGAAAACGGUGCAAUAGUGGAUCCAGGAAUCUCCUGUUGGUUAGGGAUACGCGAUGGUUCUAAGUCCAAAGCAUGGGCGGGCACUAGCGAAGACAACAUGUGCCCAUGUGGUGCUCUCGGAAGCUGCUUUGACAGCAGCCAAAGCUGCAACUGCGAUGGCGUUCAGACCACGAUACACGAGGACAACGGUUGGGUUACAGACCGCUCCAAGCUCCCGAUAAAACAGAUGCGAGCAGGAGGGGUGCCCUUCGGCACGACCGCAACGGUCAAAGUCGGCAAGCUCGAAUGUUUUAAAGAAGAUUCCGGAUCGUCACCUCCCGAGUCGUGCUAUGAGAUCAAGCAGAACGGAGAUUCCAUCGCCGGGGACUAUCUGAUAGACCCCGAUGGGUCGGAUGGUGAGGAGCCUUUCGUGGUCUAUUGCGACCCUAGCUUCAAUUCCACGCAUGCGCAGAUGAUCAUACACCACGACUCGGAAGACCGCACACACGUGGUCGACAAAGCCUCGGCCGGAGACUACCAGAAGAUGGUGACGUAUGAUGGCGUCACAAUAGAACAAUUCGAUGCACUCUUCUCAAAUAAUAUCAGUGACGUAUACAUUGCCUGUGUGCAGACCAUCCAAUACGAAUGCUAUGCCUCUACCCUACUGAAGAACGAUAUGAGCUGGUUUGUGGAUCGCCUGGGAGCUCCCCGGACCAACUUUGGGGUAGCCAAUGAGAGUGUCUCGUCAUGCCCCUGCGGUAUCGAUGGCAGCUGCAGCAGUGCAUCUGAGCUUUGCAACUGUGACUUCGACGCCAUUAGCUGGGCAGAAGACAGCGGCGAUAUCAACGACUUCUCUGCCACUUUCCUACCCGUCACGCAACUACGGUUCGGUGACACGGCGGGAGGGGUAGGCAACGAAGAAGGAUACCACACCCUUGGGCCACUUGUCUGCAGCGCUGGUCCCAGUAAGUAUGAAUAAAACUGUUCUGGCCGAUGCUGAUCAGGGUAUACCUAUCCCAAAGAUGGCCAGGGCAGCAGGUAAGUAAAUCGACUCGUCGCAUGUAGCAAGAACGCGCACUCUCCCCAUCUGCAGACGCGUCCUUAGCAUGAUUCUCCCCGCGCCAUUUGUAUGUUUUUUUUCUCGGAAGAUCAACAAAAAAAGGUCAACAUUGACAAUAUUUAAGCAUGCGUAUCAGAUUGCGCUUCCUCCCCCGCCACGCGCCGCCCCACCCCAAAGUUAUCUGUCGAGGAUAGGUACAGGUCACAUCUGAGGGAUCCCUGUGGAGUCCGCAACCGAGUGUACUGGCUUUCGGGCAUCCCUGUCACAUUAACCAACGGCACACCCAUAAUGCUCUGCACCACGACCGUGGGGACUCUACCUACCUAUCCCAUGGGUACUGAGGGUGAUCAUGGAUAUUAUGUUGUAAGAUGAAGGUACCAGUCCGUACGGCUCACCAAAACUGUUACCUCGAGGGAUCACCGGUCGUCUGGGGUCAUCCGACGGACGUAUGCAUCGGACCGAAGCAGCAGCAUCAGCAUCAGCAGGACCGGAGGCAUCUACCCAUCUCCAGGCUGCAGAGGGUGGCCAUCGCAGAUACUGCUUAGCCGACUGAGGGUGAAUACCAAUCGUGCCAGGACAGAUGGACGGAUCAAUAAGAGAAAUCUUCAUGAAUCAGCCAGAUCGUCAGAUGGAGUUGUAUCAGGAAUGUCAGUAUGGUAUCCUCCACCUCCUCCUCCUCCACAUCAGGGCCCCGUUUCACAAAACUUGCCAUCAGUUACAAAUGACAGUUUUUGAUAUAAGCUAC
Strongylocentrotus purpuratus (purple sea urchin) is the source of this 2020-nucleotide messenger RNA. RefSeq lists its product as uncharacterized. The record is from RefSeq and is a predicted model, not a curated record. The transcript has 8 exons. Bases 1 to 1194 code for a protein of 397 amino acids. Lineage: Eukaryota; Metazoa; Echinodermata; Echinoidea; Camarodonta; Strongylocentrotidae.